AAACACUGCAGCCUAAUAUUUACCCCCAACCAGGUUGACAACGAUGUGUCAGUGUCCAAAAUAAACACGAUUAACGUAAAAGUAAGUAAAAGACGUAAACAGUUUGAGUAAAAAACACCCACAUUGAAAGACAGGAUAGUAAAGAGGAAUUGAUAAAGACAAUUUUGAUUUGGUGAAAUUAUUGAAGUUGGAAAUUGAAAAUGACGAGCAAAAUGUCGCUGGAACCGCUCCGAUCGUUGGAUGACUUUCUCUUGACGAGUGCCAGAUUCCAGGUCCCGACCGUGGGGGAUUUGGACAGAUGGAAUAAACGUGUCCAAGAAAAUCUCAUCUAUUACCAGACAAAUUAUUUGCUUGCUGCUACCAUCAUUUUUCUCAUUGUGGGAGUGAUGCACCCGGCCGACAUGCUCGUGGGAAUUCUAGCCUUCGCCGGAGCUUAUCUUGGUUGCAACUACGUUCUCAAAAACCAAGCGAUUAUCACCGACUUCAAGAAGAAUCACCCCGUCGUGACAUUGGUCGGAGUGUGCGGAUUGGGAUACAUGGUCACGUCCUUGAUCUCGUCCGUGCUCGUAUUUUCCUUUGGAAUCCUGUUGCCAAUUGUGGUUGUCUUCAUCCAUGCAUCUCUUCGCCUACGAGACACAAAGAACAAGUUGUCCAACCUGAAGGAGAAGCUGCACUUGAAACAGACGCCGAUGGGCAUGCUUCUGGAAGAGUUGGGAAUGUCCUUUGAAGGAUUUGCGGAUUAAAAAAGCGAGCUAAAUGACCGGAAGGAACGACCCAAACAAUAAAUAAAAGUCAAAACUUGUUCUCCUUUAAGAAUUUUAUGACCCAAUUCAUGCCAAGUUUUGUAACCGUGUAAACUUUGUAAAGAAAAAAGUAAUCCUAAAAAUUUGCACGGUUACGAAGCUCGUGGCUUUAACAAUAUCCUCAAGAUAUGUAAUGCAUACAUAGCUAUUUAUAAAGUAAUGGUGAUAAGUGAUGAUUACACACUAGUCAGUCCAGUCGUUGGUCGACCAGAGCAAAGUUUUACUUAUGGUGGACUGACGGUGUGUUCCAUAUUGAUCUAAUACUUGAUAACCCUGUACUCCAUAAGCUGACCCUUCUUCUCACCCUGCUAUUUAAAUUAAUUUACAAUGUACUUUCAAUCAAAUACAUACAAUUUAAUGGUUAAGAUUUAAUAAUACUCGUCUCAUGUUUAAGAAAAAUAAUAAAAGUCAAUAAUAUUCCUUCCUCA
Molecule: messenger RNA, 1231 nt
Organism: Folsomia candida
Lineage: Eukaryota; Metazoa; Arthropoda; Collembola; Entomobryomorpha; Isotomidae
Product: PRA1 family protein 3
Exons: 4
Coding region: 201-743 (180 amino acids)
Cellular component (GO): membrane
Source: RefSeq, a predicted model, not a curated record